Lingula anatina is the source of this 1174-nucleotide messenger RNA. Its product is annotated as pseudouridylate synthase RPUSD2. Gene Ontology annotation, biological process: enzyme-directed rRNA pseudouridine synthesis. The record is from RefSeq and is a predicted model, not a curated record. Gene Ontology annotation, molecular function: pseudouridine synthase activity; RNA binding. Lineage: Eukaryota; Metazoa; Brachiopoda; Lingulata; Lingulida; Lingulidae.
UGGGCUCGCAUUUUGGAAACGGAAUUUUAUUAUAUCGAAUGCAAGUGUUUAAAUGUUUGGCUCACGAUUUAUUAAAAAAUUAAUCAGCUUUUCACGAUCUUUCUUACCAGAAAUUAAUCGCAAGGGUAUGGAAGAAGCCAGAAAAAUUGCAGCAAGUCUAGUCGAUUCUCCCGAAGACAAGAUGCAGUCAACAACCUCGGCUCCACGUGAGUCGCCCGGUGAAAUGCCUCCUGUAACAGAUGCAAAACCCCUGUCCAAAAAAGCCAUGAAAAAGAAAUUAAGACGAGAAAAAUAUAAGGAGAAAGAGAGAGAGAAGAAGAAAAAUAAACCACCCAAAGAACAAACUUGCUUUACGGACACUACUCUGGCUGAAACUGAAUAUUAUUUUGAGAAUGGCUUACGUAAGUUGUAUCCAUACUACUACACCUUUAACACCUGGAGCAAAGAGAGAUGGUAUGGAAGAAGACUUGUGGAUGUAUUCGCUGAAGAAUUCAACCACUAUAGUAAUGAUGAUGUGUUGAAGGCAAUUGAGAGUGGCAAGUUGUGUGUCAAUGACAAACCAGCCAGUGUGGACUAUGUAUUCAAACCAAAUGACAGACUUAAUCACACCUUGCACAGGCAUGAGAAACCAGUAUGCGCAGACCCCAUUCAGAUUGUGGCUGAGACGGGGGACUUUGUGGCUGUCAAUAAACCCAGUUCCAUCCCCAUCCAUCCCUGUGGCCAGUACAGACACAACUCUUUGUUCUACAUUCUGGGAAAGGAAUAUGGAUACACACAACUCCGGACAACAUAUCGGUUAGAUCGGCUCACCUCUGGACUGGUCAUCUUUGCCAAGAAUCACACAAUGACCAACACAGUGUCCCAGCUGGUGGCCAACAGAGAAGUAGAGAAGGAAUACGUGUGUAGAGUGGACGGAGAAUUUCCUAGGUGGGAUAUUUGUGAUAUUUUCCCUAUUGGGCAGCCUUAAUUCUUAGCCACUCCUACAGAGGAGCACAAUUGCUGGAAAACAUUGGUGAAAAUUGUAUUUAAGUCUGUGUCUGGGUUUGGAACUUUAGACAGAAUCCUUUUAUCUGUGUGUUUAUUGCUAGGCAGUUGCCAAGAUUCCAUUCAUUUCCAAAUGGACUCAAGACUUUGAAAUUUCAAGUAUAGCAAUCAGGUGAUUUUCAACUUGUAC